CCAACUGUAGUUAAUAACUAUGAGUACCUCACUUCACCCCGUUAAAACCACGCGGUGGUGCGUGCCCCUUUCUACCGUCACACUCACGCCACCCUCUCGCUCGCUCGCCUCACCGGUCGCCGCACGUCCACAGCACCACAGUCCGUUUCAACUCCAGUAACCGAUCCAAGAGAAAAAUAUAUUGGGGUACGCGUUGAGACGAUGAAGCUGACCCCCGUGCCUGCGGCGAUGGUGGCGGUGCUGCUGCUGCUCUCGGCGGCGGCGCCGCGGUCCGCGGGGCAGGCGCUGGUGCCGGGCGUGAUGAUCUUCGGUGACUCCGUGGUGGACGCCGGCAACAACAACCGGCUGGCCACGCUAGUGCGCGCCGACUUCCCUCCCUACGGCCGCGACUUCCCCGCCACCCACUCCCCUACCGGCCGCUUCUGCAACGGCAAGCUCGCCACCGACUACACCGUGGAGAACCUCGGGUUCAGCUCGUACCCACCGGCGUACCUGAGCGAGGAGGCGCAGAGCGACAACAAGAGCCUCCUCCACGGCGCCAACUUCGCCUCCGGCGGCGCCGGGUAUCUCGACGCCACCGCCGCCCCCUACGGUGCCAUCUCGCUGAGCCGGCAGCUGGAGUACUUCCGGGAGUACCAGUCGAGGGUGGCCGCGUCGGCCGGCGCGCAGCGGGCGGCGGCGCUGACGUCGGGUUCCAUCUACGUGGUGAGCGCCGGCACCAGCGACUACGUGCAGAACUACUACGUGAACCAGAUGCUCAGCGCCACCUACUCGCCCGACCAGUUCGCCGACGUGCUCAUGCAGCCGUUCACCUCCGUCGUCGAGAGCCUGUACGGGCUGGGGGCCCGGCGGAUCGGCGUGACGUCGCUGCCGCCAAUGGGGUGCCUCCCGGCUUCCGUCACCCUGUUCGGCGGCGGCGGCGGUGGCUGCGUGGAGCGCCUCAACAACGACUCGCUGGUCUUCAACCAGAAGCUCGGCGUGGCCGCGGGCGCCGUCCAGAGGCGGCUCCCAGACCUGAAGCUCGUCGUGUUCGACAUCUACCAGCCGCUCCUCGACCUCGUCAGCAACCCGACGAACGCUGGGUUCUUCGAGUCCCGGAGGGCGUGCUGCGGGACGGGGACGAUCGAGACGUCGGUGCUGUGCCACCAGGGGGCGCCGGGGACGUGCACCAACGCCACGGGCUACGUCUUCUGGGACGGCUUCCACCCCACCGACGCCUCCAACAAGGUGCUCGCCGACGCGCUCCUCCUCCAGGGCCUCCAGCUCAUCUGAUGAGACGGCCUGAGAUCCGUGUGCCUUGCUUCUGCCAAUUCCGUGCUACUAGCGUGUUGGUCUUGUUUGUAGUCCGUGACGUCAGCUUGAUGUCGUGGUGUUGUGGUGCUUGGAAUGGUGUGUGUGUGUGUGUGUGCCGCCACGUAC
Messenger RNA from Phragmites australis (common reed), 1419 nucleotides. RefSeq names its product GDSL esterase/lipase At3g53100. Gene Ontology annotation, molecular function: lipase activity. The record is from RefSeq and is a predicted model, not a curated record. Bases 202 to 1272 code for a protein of 356 amino acids. The transcript has 5 exons. Lineage: Eukaryota; Viridiplantae; Streptophyta; Magnoliopsida; Poales; Poaceae. Gene Ontology annotation, biological process: lipid metabolic process.